This is a messenger RNA of Castor canadensis (American beaver), 1083 nucleotides long. The record is from RefSeq and is a predicted model, not a curated record. NCBI's taxonomy places the organism in Eukaryota, Metazoa, Chordata, Mammalia, Rodentia, Castoridae.
UGGCGACCCUGACUCUACUCAGGGAACGUCCGUCGAGGUGCCUUCGACUUAUCAUGGGCUGCCUGGUAAAAUGAGUCCAUGGAAACGGUUGCCAGGGCCGGCAAAUUGCUGUUUCCCGAAGUCCUUUUUAACGCCUUGGUAACAGGCAGCCAGCCAAUGUGGUACCGCUUCCGGUGUCGUUUGCAAUCGCGGGAUUCUUCUUUUACCAUGUUUGCCUUUGACCCCGGAAGUGAGGUCUUCCGGGUUCCUCCCUCCCAAGAUGGCAGCAUCUGAGGACGAGUUACUGUUGCCGCGGCUCCCGGAGCUGUUCGAAAGCAGCAAGCGACUUCUGGACGAAGUGGAAGGAGCGACUGAGCCCUCCGGUUCUCGGAUAAUUCAGGAUAAGGUGCUCAAAGGACUGGACCUCCUUGAGAAGGCUGCUGAAAUGUUAUCGCAACUUGAUUUAUUCAGCCGAAACGAAGAUUUGGAAGAGAUUGCUUCCACCGACCUGAAGUAUCUGAUGGUGUCCGCGUUUCAAGGAGUCCUCACCAUGAAACAAGUCAACCCCAGCAAGCGGCUAGAUCAUUUGUUGCUGGCUCGAGAACACUUUAUAAACUACUUAACUCAGUGCCAUUGCUAUCAUGUGGCAGAGUUUCAGCUGCCCAAAACCAAGAACAACUCAGCAGAAAAUCACAUUGCCAAUUCCUCGAUGGCCUAUCCUAACCUCGUUGCUAUGGCAUCUCAAAGACAGGCUAAAAUAGAGAGAUACAAGCAGAAGAAGGAGGUGGAGCAUAGGUUGUCUGCACUGAAAUCUGCUGUGGAAAGUGGUCAAGCAGAUGAUGAGCAUGUUCGUGAAUAUUACCUCCUUCACCUUCGGAGGUGGAUCGGAAUCAGCUUAGAAGAGAUUGAGAGCAUUGACCAGGAAAUAAAGAUCCUGAGAGAAAAAGACUCUUCAAGAGAGGCAUCAACUUCUCACCCAUCUCUUCAUGAGAAGCCACCAAUGAAACCCUUCAUACUCACUCGGAACAAGGCCCAAGCCAAAGUAUUUGGAGCUGGUUAUCCAAGUCUGGCAACUAUGACAGUGAGUGACUGGUAUGAGCAGCA